GAAUCCUUCCAUGGAAGAGUUAAAGGACAAACCGAAAGCAAAAGCCGCGCAUCGGAGAGCACGGCGUUCGAAGCACCCACCUCGUAGCUGUGGCCAUCUCUUUUUCAUCUUUGAUUCUUUUCCCGCCAAGAAAGCCUACUGCACAUGAUGGCGCCUCCUCUGAUGAUCUCGUCGUCUAUACAAAGCCGCCGCAGACGUGCGAAUACGUGAUCGAUGCCUUCGCAGCGCAACCGCAACUGAAACAACAUCGCCACGCACAGCUAGCUGCAGCAGCGAACGAACGAACGCCGCAAUGCCGGCGGCGGCGACGAUGCGCGGGGGCGUCGCGCACAGCGGGCGUGCCCGGCGGGUGGGCGUGCUCCGCUUCCUCGUCGCGUCGGUGGUGGUCACCGUCCUCCUCGCGGGUCUCGCCGUGCUCAUCUUCUGGCUGGCGGUCCGGCCGAAGCCCAUCGACUACGCCGUCACCCGCGCCGUGGCGCGCCACUUCAACGUCACGCCGCCGCCCGACGCCACUGCGAACGCGACGUUCUACCUCACCUUCGCGGCGCGCAACCCGAACCGGCGCGUGUCCAUCCUGUACGAGUGGGUGGAGUUCCGCGUGCUCUACGGCGAGUCCGCGCAGCUGGCCGUCGCCGACGAGCCGGCGUUCCGGCAGCCGCGCCGCAACGAGACGCGGCUGGACGUGCGCGCCGUGGCGCGGUCGGCGGCCGUCGCGGAGCGGGCGGCGCGGGAGCUGCGGCACGACCUGGAGGCCGGGGAGGUGGGCGUCGACGUCCGGAUGCGCGCGCGCGUCCAGUUCAAGGUUGCCGGCGUCAGGAGCAGGCACUACUACAUGGAGGCGUUCUGCUCGCCCGUGGUCGUCGGACUCUCGCCGUCGGCGGCGCGGUCGUUCCAGGAGGUGCCGUGCGACGUCGCCAUCUCGUGAUCGAGCGAGGCAACAACAUGCAUGGUUGCAGGAUCACUAGCGGAGCGUGGUGUGCUGCGAAAAAGCUUGGGCUCGGAUGAAUGGGUUUGUUAGGCUUAGAUGUUUGACUCCUGCGGCGUGCCUUGUAAAUCAAGCUAGCUAGCUCUACUAGAUGUUGCCUUCUUUCCUUUUUUUUCCUUCUUCAAAUCAGUGUGUGCUGAUCCUUUUGCCAUGUUUGAUAUGUUAUCAUGCUUGGUGUGAGUGUGAGUGCCAUCCCCAUUCGGGAGAGAGUUGCCAUUGCUAGCCCCUCAUGUUUCAAUGCCUUAUCCCAAACAAUUCACGCUUUUCGUUUUUCUAUUCAAGUGAAAGUGUUAGACUUGGCACUC
Molecule: messenger RNA, 1290 nt
Organism: Setaria italica (foxtail millet)
Lineage: Eukaryota; Viridiplantae; Streptophyta; Magnoliopsida; Poales; Poaceae
Exons: 1
Coding region: 293-925 (210 amino acids)
Cellular component (GO): plasma membrane
Source: RefSeq, a predicted model, not a curated record